AUGUCAGAUGGGGUUGAUGCUGGCGGCGGGGAAAACGAGGUAGAUUCCCAUUCCUGUUCUCAAACUGAUGUUGGAGAGUCAUCGAAUCAAAGAGAAGAGGAAAAUUUAGACCCAGAUAAUGAAGCAGCCCUAAACACCAAUUACGAUAGCAGUGAUGGUGCUGUGCCUGCUUUUAGGUGUGAAAGGUGUGAAAACUAUGAGACUAUAAAUAAAACGGCAUUUUGUGCUCAUCAAGAUCAAUGUUUGGCUAGUGCCGAGCCAGGGGAAAGUGCGGAAAAUAUUGAGGCUGCUGAAAAUGAUGGAGAUGGAGAAGAAAGUCAUCCUGGUAUUCGUUCUCAUAGAAAAAUGUUUGAAUGUGAUGUUUGCAAUAUGCAAUUUUCAAAUGGAGCUAACAUGAGGCGGCACAAAAUGAGACAUACUGGUGUAAAGCCAUAUGAAUGUCGUGUGUGCCAAAAAAGAUUUUUUCGAAAGGAUCACCUGGCAGAACAUUUUACAACUCACUCUAAAACUCUGCCAUAUCAUUGUCCAAUUUGUAACCGAGGUUUCCAAAGACAAAUUGCAAUGAGAGCCCAUUUUCAGAAUGAACAUGUUGGCCAACAUGACAUGGUUAAAUCUUGCCCUUUGUGCAAUUAUCGUGCAGCAACUAUGAAGUGCCUCAGGUUACACUUUUUUAAUAGACAUGGAAUAGAUUUAGAUAAUCCAGGACCAAACAGUUCAAGUUCAUUAAUGAACAGUUGUACUCCGGGAGAAGCUAUGCCUUCUGCUCCUCUUUCAGAUAGUGGAGAUAGUACUGGAAAUCGUUCGGCAGAUAAUGCAACUCCGCCAAUGCAUUUCCUGACACCUCACAUAGAGAUAUCAAUUCCUUAUCCAGAACAAACUCCGAACCAACGAAAUCCAAGUCCUGCUCCCCUGAACGGAGAUAGCCCAAAUAGCCCUCAAAGUGCAGAUAGUAACAGUAAUGCACCAAGUAGUAGUCAUCAUCAGUUACCUAUUAACAGUAGUGGCAUCCACAGAAGUCUUGGUGGAAAUGAAGACACAAUUACACCUUCUAUCUCACUAAUUCCUAUUAAGCAAGAACCAAACAGCAAUGGAACUGAAGAAAAUGGAGCAACAUCUAGUAACCUUCCACUACCGUCUUUGAUCAAAGUUUCUCCAUUAAAGUCCCUUCUCCGAGAUGAUUUACGACGCAAACUUUCAUCUGGUUCUGGAAAUAAUAACAACAACAAUAAUAAUGGUAAUAACACUUCAAAUUCAAAUUCCCAUUCAAGAGGAGAACCUCCUAGUUCAACAAGGCCCGAUCAACGAAGCAAUGGGCUUCAGUGUGCUCAUUGUAAAAUCACUUUCCCCGAUCAAACAUUGUAUUUUCUGCAUAAAGGGUGUCAUAGUGAGAGUAAUCCUUGGAAAUGCAACAUUUGUGGCGAACAAUGUUGCAAUUUGUACCAAUUCAAUUCACACCUAUUAAGCAAAAGUCAUCAGUAGUAAAAAAAAAGCAAAAAGAAAAAAUAACGUUGUUUGUAGAGUCAUAGAAUCUCGAUUAUUUAAAUAUUUAUUAAAUAAUAUAAUCAAUUUUAAUAUGAUUUAUACAAAGAAUACUAAAAGCUUGAACCAAAAAGAAACACAUUUUACAGAAAAAUAUUUUUACUUGAUUUAAUAUUUACAUCUCGAUUUACAUUAACAAAAAAAAAAAAAAAUCAAAUAAU
Messenger RNA from Osmia lignaria (orchard mason bee), 1700 nucleotides. RefSeq lists its product as uncharacterized. Gene Ontology annotation, molecular function: DNA-binding transcription factor activity; RNA polymerase II cis-regulatory region sequence-specific DNA binding. Gene Ontology annotation, biological process: regulation of transcription by RNA polymerase II. The record is from RefSeq and is a predicted model, not a curated record. Lineage: Eukaryota; Metazoa; Arthropoda; Insecta; Hymenoptera; Megachilidae.